GCGGACUGGGAAUUUUUUUGGAGAUGGUGAAGCUGCAGCUGGAUGCGCCGGCGUCGUUACCACCGUGACUGUUAAACCAGACUCAAUUGCUUGCUCCCGCAAGCCGCUUCGCUGCAAGUUCGUCUCGGCUCGUGCAACUUCUUUUCCUUGCGGGACUUGAAAAAGAGCCAACGGCUUCCCAGGAAUUACACAGUCCGCGUCGACCAUGGAGUUUCUCCUCUACGAAGGCCCCAUGGGCUAUGCGCUCUUCAAGGCCGUUCACCAGCCGGACACUGUUGGUAACCGGCUGAAGGAAGUCCAGGAUAGUGUUCAAGAUCUGGCGAAAUUUGGCAAGAUGGUGGAACUUGUCAGUUUCUUACCAUUUGAGAAUGGAAAACAAGCUUUGGAGGAACUCCACGACAUAUCAGAAGGCAUCGCGUCUGACUACCUCAAGUCAUUCCUCGAGCUGAACCUACCGAAACCGGGAAAGAAGAACAAAGUGACCUUGGGCGUGUCCGACAAGAUUCUUGCCAGCAGUAUAAAGAGUGCUUUCCCGAACAUCGAGUGCGAAACAGGAGACACGAGCGAAAUUGUCCAGGACAUGCUACGAGGAAUCCGUCAGCAUUCGGAGAAAUUGUUGAAACAGCUCCGCGAAGGCGACACUAGCACUGCUCAGCUCGGACUUGGUCAUGCAUACUCCAGAGCUAAAGUCAAGUUCUCGGUCCAGAAAAAUGACAACCACAUUAUCCAAGCGAUUGCAAUCUUGGACCAGCUGGAUAAGGCGAUCAACACCUUCUCAAUGCGAGUGCGUGAAUGGUAUUCGUGGCACUUUCCCGAAUUGGUCAAAAUCGUCUCGGACAAUCACAAGUACGCUAAAGUCGCACUUUUCGUGAAGGACAAGAAGAGUCUGUCCGAAGACAGUCUUCACGAUCUUGCGGCGGUCGUGGAUGAUGACGAGGAAAUUGCGAAGAGCAUCAUCGAGGCUGCGAAGACGAGUAUGGGUCAGGAACUCUCAGGAUCAGACAUGGAGAACGUUACAUUGUUUGCGCAACGAGUAGUCAGCCUUGCGAAUUACCGAAAGACCCUCUACAGCUACCUCGUGUCCAAGAUGGGCGUAGUGGCGCCGAAUUUGGCAGCACUGAUCGGGGAGAUAGUGGGCGCUCGGCUCAUCUCGCAUGCCGGCAGUCUUACCAACCUGUCAAAGUACCCAGCCUCAACCGUCCAGAUAUUGGGAGCUGAAAAGGCCCUCUUCCGAGCUCUGAAAACCAAAGGCAACACCCCCAAGUAUGGUCUACUGUACCACUCCUCAUUCAUCGGUCGCGCGUCCCAGAAAAACAAAGGGCGCAUCUCCCGCUUCCUCGCGAACAAGUGCUCCAUCGCGUCUAGGAUUGACAAUUUCUCCGAGUCACCAACCACGGCAUUUGGUGAGGUUCUGAAGAAGCAAGUUGAGGAACGGCUAGAGUUUUAUGCUUCCGGAACACAACCGACGAAAAAUGAAGUUGCUAUGAAAGAAGCCAUGGAGAAAGUCCUUGAGCACAUGGAUAUUGAUGAGCCUUCCAAGGCAGAUUUGGACGAGGAAAUGUUUGAUGCUGCUCCUGCUUCUGCCUCCAAGCAAGAAAAGCGAGAGAAGGACAAGAAGGAGAAAAAGGAUAAGAAGGACAAGAAAGAAAAGCGCAAGUCUCAAGGCGGAGACGAGGUGACAGAGAAGAAGAAGAAGCGGAAGUCUCUCGAUGUUGAUGGUGAGGCCGAGGAGAAAAAGAAGAAGAAGAAAGUGAAGGAAUGAUUGGUCCAUCUUGGAUUACUUGUUGUGUGCAUGGCGUUGGUCGGGGAUUUUGUUAUGUUGGAACAGAAUAUGGGCUGGGAAAGGCUGUGUACUCUCUACCGCGACGAGAAGCAGAAAAUUCGCAUCCAUGAAGUCUGAGUUCACUAAUUUAUGCCACAUCUUGAUUCAUGUUUCAACCUGUCUUCCCGCUCAAGUAUCUAGUGUUCGUCUAGAAGAGCACGUACUGAAGAUAUUAUAUGGGCAUUUUAUGGGGGUACACCG
This is a messenger RNA of Exophiala dermatitidis NIH/UT8656, 2023 nucleotides long. RefSeq lists its product as uncharacterized. Gene Ontology annotation, cellular component: small-subunit processome; box C/D methylation guide snoRNP complex. The transcript is spliced from 3 exons. The coding region runs from base 206 to 1762 and encodes 518 amino acids. Lineage: Eukaryota; Fungi; Ascomycota; Eurotiomycetes; Chaetothyriales; Herpotrichiellaceae. The record is from RefSeq and is a predicted model, not a curated record. Gene Ontology annotation, molecular function: snoRNA binding.